Molecule: messenger RNA, 1158 nt
Organism: Salarias fasciatus (jewelled blenny)
Lineage: Eukaryota; Metazoa; Chordata; Actinopteri; Blenniiformes; Blenniidae
Gene: six3a
Product: SIX homeobox 3a
Exons: 2
Coding region: 209-1093 (294 amino acids)
Biological process (GO): regulation of transcription by RNA polymerase II; eye development; brain development
Cellular component (GO): nucleus; transcription regulator complex
Molecular function (GO): RNA polymerase II cis-regulatory region sequence-specific DNA binding; DNA-binding transcription factor activity, RNA polymerase II-specific
Source: RefSeq, a predicted model, not a curated record
UGACAACGCUACAACGACACCAAGAAGACCAAUAGAAAAGGGAAACAAAAUGUUUCAAUGCUACACUCAACGGCGGAUUUAGGGGGGAGAUAUUAUGAGGCUGGUGUCAUUAGGCGAUAGCCAUUGAAUCAUUCAACCUUUUUUACCGGCCGUAUUUUUCGGUUUUUCCUUUUUCUCGAUAAUUUUCUUUCUCUCUCAGGUCAUUUCCAUGGUUUUCAGAUCCCCUUUAGAGCUUUAUCCCUCCCAUUUCUUCCUGCCAAACUUCGCUGAUCGCCCUCUGCUCCUGGCGAACAGCGCUCCCACCACCAGGUCUCCAGAAGACUUGUCCAUGUUUCAGCUACCGACCCUCAACUUCUCCCCGGAGCAGGUGGCGAGCGUCUGCGAGACGCUGGAGGAGACCGGGGACAUCGAGCGGCUGGGCCGCUUCCUCUGGUCCCUGCCGGUGGCUCCGGGAGCGUGCGAGGCGAUCAACAAGCAUGAGUCCAUCCUGCGCGCCCGGGCCGUGGUGGCGUUCCACACGGGGAAUUUCAGAGACCUCUACCACAUCCUGGAGAACCACAAGUUCACCAAGGACUCGCACGGCAAAUUGCAAGCCAUGUGGCUGGAAGCGCACUAUCAGGAGGCCGAGAAGCUCCGCGGCCGCCCCCUCGGACCGGUCGAUAAGUACCGGGUGCGGAAGAAGUUUCCGCUGCCUCGGACCAUCUGGGACGGCGAGCAGAAGACGCACUGUUUCAAAGAGCGGACGCGGAGCCUGCUGAGGGAGUGGUACCUUCAGGACCCGUAUCCAAACCCCAGCAAGAAAAGGGAACUGGCUCAAGCCACUGGACUCACUCCCACACAGGUCGGAAACUGGUUUAAAAACCGGAGGCAACGAGACAGAGCCGCGGCGGCCAAAAACAGGCUCCAACACCAAGCAAUAGGACCGGCCGGUAUGAGGUCCCUGUCAGAGGCCGGCCUCACCCCUCACAGCUCGGCGGAGUCGCCCUCCACCGCGGCCAGUCCCACCACCAGCGUGUCCAGCCUGACAGAGAGAGUCGAUACCGGGACGUCCAUCCUGUCCGUCACAUCCAGCGACUCGGAGUGCGAUGUAUGAUACGGAGGAAAGAAAGGAAAAAAAAAAAAAAACAACAACAAAAAAAACAAAAAACACAAAACCAA